AUGGCGUUCGAUAAGCAAGAACCCGCGCCGGACAUCACCGUCUCGGAGACUCCAAAAUGUUCAAAUUCGCAAGAGCGGAUCAACGCCACAUGCCAAACGGAGGCGGGAUGCUCGACGCAAGACAACCCCGAGGCCCAUGAUGCCCAAGAUGCGGCUUCAUCGGCGGAAAAGAAGACAUCGGCCAGCAAGACGAAGUACGGGAACAUUGUCUUCUACCUCAAGAACCCAAUGCAACUCGACCACACGUCGUGCUCACCGUCCGUGGUCGUCAAUACAAUUCCUUGGCGCAUCAUGGCGGUACCAAAGGAACAAGCAGCUGACGGGAAGGUCGAGCAGUCGUUCGGGAUCUACAUUCAAUGCUGUCCGAAGGAUACAUAUGACGAUCGUUGGUCAUGCCGCGCGACUACCGAGCUCAUCGUCCACCACUCCGCGAAAGACAUCGUCCGCAGGAAUGAGCACGACUACAAUUCUAAUGAAAACGAUUGGGGCUACGCAAAUUUCAUCACUAUGGCCAACCUGCACCGGGACAAGGACAAGCUGCUGCAAGACGGCAAACUGAAAAUCGAGGCGCGCAUCUGGGCCGAGCCGCCAAAAAUGAAGUCGUACGAUGAAUUUGUAAAGGACCUGGAGCAGUGGCACGGCAUCGCCCAACUUCACAUCAACAACAAGCGCUUCGACAAGGCAAACGAGGCCAAUCAGCGGGCCACUGAAAUGAACAAGGGACGCGUCGCCAACAUUCAGCGAAAGCUUGAAGCCCAGCGCAAAGAGAUCCUGACGUUGAGUGUCUUGCAUGGGAUAGAAAGAAUUCAACAAGCCCCGGCCGAGCAAACCAAGAUGGAUCGAGCCGCGAUACGCGCCGCCAUCGGCAACUACUCGUGCGGCGAGACGUGUCGUCACAACAAGAAGGGGCGUUGCAUCGCCGCCGCCAAGCGUGGACCCAAGCCGCCGGCUCGCUCCAAUCCACCUCGCUCACCCGCUUCGCCCUCCCCCACUACAGAGGUGAGGAAUGCCCAUAGCAGCCGCUCGACGCUGGACGAAGACUCACAGCCGCAUACGCCCGCCUCGGAAACACCUUCGGGUUCAGUUACCGAAGAUGAGGACAACGCGCAGCCAGGGCCCGCUGGAGCCUAUUGUGCUGUAUGCAAGUCGCGCGAAAAGAUCCCGGUGCCGAGCGACAAGGAGCGUCCGAUCGAGGAAUACGCUGAUGAGGAAGACUAUGAAGCGGACAGUCAAUCGGAAGGGCCAAUCGAUCGUCAUGGGGAGUCGCCGGUGCAUGUCUGCGCGCACAACCGAGGAUUGAGCAGCUUCGCCAAGCAGGUGUCGGCGGUCGGAGCCCGAUUCCACCAAGUGCUCGCCCAGUUGACGGACGCUGCUAGCGCUCGACAUUUCCUGCCCACUGAUGCGGAUUCGAGAGACGUAGGGUCAUCCUCGUUGCAAAAGAAGUUUGCACGUCAGACGAAGGGCACAGCGCAAGCACCCGCGCGACUCGAGGAUUGCCAGCGUCUGCUCAGCUUCAUCUACGACAGCGUUGAGGAGACUUCUAUGCUGGUCGAAGGCUUGAAGGACGUGAACGCAAGGCAAAUCACAACUCACUUGCUGACGAAGCUGCGCCGAGCUUGUAUCGAGGAGAAACAGCCGCCGGCUCCACCCCAGCCUGAGCCCGUUCCGAAGCCCGAAAUGGAGGAGAAUGUCAUGGACGACCUGCGAACAAAGCUCGACGUGACGAUGAAGCAGCUCCGCGAGAAGACGAAAGAAAACAAGACGCUGGAAAAGCAGCUGGCCCGCGCGCAAGCGGAAUGCAAGAAGCACCAACAGGCCGAAACGGAGAACAGUGAGAGGGCCAAAAACAUGAAGCGUGAGCUCGACCAACUGAAGAAGCGGCACGCCGAGGAGAUGAAGGCCACAAAGUCGGAGGCCGCCAUUCGCCAGGAGGAGCUGGCCCGCUCCAACUUGCUUUUGGAAAAGCUGAAGCGGGACAACGAAACCCGCCGUGCCGAGGAUGAGACCAAGUACAACGCGGUGGCCAAGCAACUCCACGAAUCGCAGCGUCGCCAGAAGGACUGGGAGCAGAAAUGGUCGCAGGGUGCCGACAAGCUCGCCGAAGCGCGCCAUUCCCUGCAGCAUGCUCUAGGUCGCGUACGCCAAGCAGAGGUGGCUGCUAUCAAGGCCCGAUUCGAGGCCACAAUCCGCUUGUACGAAGAGCUGCUCCAGGAUGCACUUUCAGAGUUGGCGGAGCUCGAUCAGUACGCGAAAGGGCUGACGGUGGGCAGCGGCCGGCCACAGGAGUGGAUUUCGACGCUCGAGCAGUCGUUAAGCGAUUGGAAGGUCUACACGGAAGCCCUCGGCGAGGCGGUUACCAAGCUGAAGAACGAGGCCGCGAAGCUCUUGAAAGGAGCCGAAUCGGGAGUGGCAUGUAUUGACAAGUACGUGCUGACGCCACCAACUACCCUGCCAAAACGCCCGCGCAUUUUCCGACCGGCGCCGCCAAAUUUUGGAGCCAUUGGUGAGGAUCGCCCGAGCUCUCGCUCCAAGGAUCGUAUCGAGCCGCAGACGCCUAUUCGCCCGAAUCCGGCACUGCCUCCUAUUGGCACCCGUCCCUUGGCCACUGUGGCACCGCGCAGCCUGCUCGACCCCGAGGAGUAUGGAGAGCCGACAAUCGAUCUGAGCUUCCGCGUUCGAUCGCCACUGGACGACAUCUGGGCCCCGUACCAACCGCCACUGCCGCCACCUCCACAGGAUUUCGCGUGGCCGCCCGCUUUCAAGAGCGCAUCGUCGCAACUCGGGAAUGGCUUUGGGGUCCUUCCGACGCCCGGUAUCGCACCAAUCCAGCGCCCGUCAUCCCGCAACGCGCCCGGCGGACCGCUG
Mesorhabditis spiculigera is the source of this 2865-nucleotide messenger RNA. Lineage: Eukaryota; Metazoa; Nematoda; Chromadorea; Rhabditida; Rhabditidae. The record is from the annotation of a GenBank genome assembly.